Molecule: messenger RNA, 1032 nt
Organism: Alternaria ethzedia
Lineage: Eukaryota; Fungi; Ascomycota; Dothideomycetes; Pleosporales; Pleosporaceae
Exons: 2
Coding region: 1-1032 (343 amino acids)
Biological process (GO): mitotic spindle assembly checkpoint signaling
Cellular component (GO): bub1-bub3 complex; kinetochore; mitotic checkpoint complex
Molecular function (GO): ubiquitin binding
Source: RefSeq, a predicted model, not a curated record
AUGUCAAGCCAAUUCGAGCUUGCGCAAAACCCGACGGAGCCCAUCUCGUCGGUCAAGUUCGCGACCAACAACCCAACACGCCUGCUCGUCUCCUCCUGGGACCGCCAUGUCUACCUCUACGAUACGCACGCUGAGCCCGGCGGCAAGCUGCUCCAGAAAUUCGAACACCGCGCGCCCGUGCUAGACGUCUGCUUCGGACGCGACGACAACGAGGCCUUUUCCUGCGGGCUCGACUGGGAGGUACGGAGAAUCGACCUCGAGACGGGCGCGCAGACCAUCAUGUCUACGCACUCGCAGGGGGUUCGCAACGUUCUCUACUCCGCCCCGCACAACCUCCUCAUCUCCUCGUCAUGGGACUCGACACUGCACCUCCACGACCUGUCGCAACCCGGCGACUUCUCUGCCAUCCGCCUGCCUUCCAAGCCCUUUUCCCUCUCCGCCUCGCCCACCAAACUAGUCGUCGCCAUGGCCAGCCGCGCAGUCAACAUCUACGAGCUGGACAAGCUGGCAGAAGCUGCCAAGACAGGCGGCGGUGAGGAAGUGGGAGUGGAGCCGUGGCAGCAGCGGGAGAGCUCUAUGAAGUACAUGACACGCGCCGUGUCUUGCAUGCCAAAUGACGCAGGAUACUCUAGCUCGAGCAUCGAGGGGCGUGUAGCAGUAGAGUGGUUCGACCCAUCUGAAGAGUCGCAGUCGCGCAAGUACGCGUUCAAGUGCCACCGUCAAAACGUCGAUGGCCAGGAUAUCGUCUACCCGGUUCACGCGCUCGCAUACCACCCAGUCCACGGCACUUUCGCGACAGGAGGUGGAGACGGCAUAGUCGCUCUGUGGGAUGCAGUAGCAAAGAGGAGGAUAAGACAGUACCAGAAGUUCCCUGCUAGCGUCCAGACCAUCGACUUCUCCAACGACGGCAAAUACGUAGCCAUUGGAGUGAGUCCAGGCUUCGAGGACGGCGUCGACGACGUACCUGACGGCGUGACCAAAGUCUUCAUUAGAGAACUGAGUGCGACCGAGGCGUCCGGCAAGAAAAAAUAG